Molecule: messenger RNA, 836 nt
Organism: Phalaenopsis equestris
Lineage: Eukaryota; Viridiplantae; Streptophyta; Magnoliopsida; Asparagales; Orchidaceae
Product: ethylene-responsive transcription factor ERF014-like
Exons: 1
Coding region: 164-751 (195 amino acids)
Biological process (GO): regulation of DNA-templated transcription
Molecular function (GO): DNA-binding transcription factor activity; DNA binding
Source: RefSeq, a predicted model, not a curated record
CGUUGAUCGAAAUUAUCGCAGGUUACUUUACAUUAUUUUUUUGGGUACUGCGUUCCACGAUCUUUGAUAGUUUGAUCCACCAUGCAAUGCCAUAUAAACAUGAUUAAUUAAUUAAACAUCCUUCGUUAAUUAAUCCAUAAUUAUAUCUCUUAAUCAUAUAUUCAUGCUCCUUCAAUAUUUCCUAUAUAAACCAUCCAUCCACCUCUCUUCUCCCUCACUCCCAUCACCACCAUCCCCUGCGAUGAAAACCCGCUCGCCCGCCGCAGCCUUCUUGAAAUCCAAAAAGAAGACCUUUAAGGGCGUGAGAAUGAGAAGGUGGGGAUCCUGGGUCUCCGAGAUAAGAAACCCUCAUCAAAAGAGCCGGAUAUGGCUCGGCUCAUACUCCUCGCCGGAAGCCGCCGCCGGAGCCUACAACGCCGCCGUUCUCUGUCUCAAAAGCUCCUUUGCCUCCAUUCUUUCCUCCAAAUCCAUCCAACUUAUCGCCGCCGCCGCCGCCGCUGCUGCAUCCAGCUCUUCAGGAUCCUCUGCCGAACUGAUAAAGUCGCCGCCUUUAUGCGACAAUUCUUUGGCCGGAGUUGAGAUUGCGGCGGCGGAGUCAUGGGUUGACUUGACGGAAUUUGAGAUGUCGCCGGAGAGGGGGUUCAUGGAUGAUGCUGCGAUGAACCCAUCCGCAUUUUUCGGUAACUUUGUGCAGGCAGAAGAGUCGAGCGAGAUCGCCGGGGAUAUCGCCCUUUGGAGCUUCUUGAAAUGAUAGGGGAAGAGUGACUUGCAGAGGUUGGAACAUUUGGAGGAGGAAGUUUUGCGGUGUAUGUAAUAUUCGGUUAACUGGAUUUAUU